GCGACUCAUUCCACCGCCGCAGCGCUGCCAACUCAUUCGAUUUCCGUGUGAAAAGCGUGACGUGUGUUUUGCUUAAUUAAAUAUUUCAGUUCUUAUUGCCAAUUGCAAAAUGGCUGAGUACAACCGCGAGCGCCACCGCAGGCGCCUUCGCCAACACAAUCCCGAGAUCUUCCAGGGGGCCAACGUUUGCAAGGCCAUCAUCAGAAAGCUGUUCUCCAGCGAAUACAAGCCACUGGCUUGGGUGUUCUACGACCCGAUAGAGGCUGAAUUUUUGGGACUGCACGACUACCAUAGAAUUGUCCACGAGCCCAUACAUCUGAAAUUCAUCAGGAAUCGCCUCAACAAGGGAAACUAUACAAAUGCUGGAGACUUUGAGCGGGACAUGCGACAGAUAUUCAACAACACGUAUCUGUACACGCCGCCCAACCAUGUGUGCCACCAAAUGGCCAAGAAACUGGAGCGCAUCUUUGACAAAAUGUUUUCGGAGAUUUCGGCCACCCCAAGGAGCGACACCACAAGCGAGGCUGCCAUGAGUCCGUUCACUGAGAGCGCGAAGGGAAUGCGCGCAGCGAUUCCUGACACACUCACACCACCGGAGGAGGAGCUGGAAGAGGAUAAAUCCCUUAGUCUGACGAUUUCCAGCGAAUCAGAGUGGGAGAGUGAGGAUGACGAGCGUCCGUGGAGUGAAAAGGCUGAUAAGAAACUGGCCAAAAGGCUUCGUAAACUCAGGGGAGAAGCCUUGCUGCGGGUUAUGCACAUAAUCAAAUACAUGGAGAAGCUGCCGAUCGUCAAAUGUGAGCUGAACUUCGAUGUGGCCACGCUGCAGAGCGUAACGAAGCGGACCAUUGCCAGCUACUUGUACGAAAUGGGUCACAAGUUCCGGGGAAAAUAA
Drosophila subobscura is the source of this 892-nucleotide messenger RNA. RefSeq names its product bromodomain testis-specific protein (gene tbrd-3). Gene Ontology annotation, biological process: chromatin remodeling; regulation of DNA-templated transcription. The transcript has a single exon. Bases 110 to 892 code for a protein of 260 amino acids. Lineage: Eukaryota; Metazoa; Arthropoda; Insecta; Diptera; Drosophilidae. Gene Ontology annotation, cellular component: chromatin; nucleus. The record is from RefSeq and is a predicted model, not a curated record.